GAGUCUGUCCGGAUGUGUAUAUGAUGUCUGAUCACUUGUUCCUCACCAAUGCGCUGCAGGCGCGCAAUGGAUUUAUUGUGGGAAUUGUUCUAUAUCGUAUUUAACCAGUUUUUCUGCUCUCUGAAUGGAUCCGAAUAAAGCAACGAUGAUAUUCGCAACUUUCUGGAUGAUGUUGCCUGUCCUUGAUGUAAUGCACUUCUCAAAGGCAGAUGCGAUCUCACAGUCUCGGUCGGUUCGGCUGGACUGCGUUAGGGCUCAUGAACAGUGUUUGGCGAAGUACGGCUGCAGCACAAAGUACCGAACCAUGAGACAGUGUGUGGCCGGGAGAGCCGGGAACUACAGCAUGCUGGCGGAACCCGAGGCGCAGGACGAGUGCAGGAGCGCCAUAGAGUCCAUGAAGCAAAGUCCUCUGUACGACUGCAAGUGUAGAAGAGGAAUGAAGAAAGAGAAAAACUGUCUGCGCAUCUUCUGGAGUAUAUACCAAAGUUUACAAGCCAACGACUUGCUAGAGGACUCACCAUAUGAGCCAGUAAACAGCCGUUUGUCUGAUAUUUUUCGUCUGGCUCCAAUAAUAUCAGGUGAGGCGGCCUUUACGAAGGACAACAACUGCCUGAACGCCGCCAAGGCCUGCAAUCUGAAUGACACGUGUAAGAAAUACCGCUCCUUCUACAUCAGUCCCUGCACCAGUCGAGUCUCAACCACUGAGGUGUGUAACAAGCGCAAGUGCCACAAGGCCCUGCGGCAGUUCUUCGACAAGGUGCCACCGAAACACAGUUAUGGCAUGCUUUUCUGCUCCUGCCCCUCCGGGGAUCACACGGCUUGCUCCGAGCGCAGACGUCAGACCAUCGUGCCAGCCUGCUCCUACGAGGACAAAGAAAAACCCAACUGUCUCUCCUUACAAGACUCCUGCAAGACCAACUACAUCUGCAGAUCUCGUUUAGCUGACUUCCUUACCAACUGUCAACCUGAGACGCGCUCGAUUUCUGGGUGUCUGAAGGAAAACUAUGCCGACUGUCUGCUGGCAUAUUCAGGUCUUAUUGGUACGGUGAUGACUCCGAACUACCUCCGUGCCCCUGGCAUCAGCGUGUCACCUUGGUGCGACUGCAGCAACAGCGGAAACGGAAAAGCAGAGUGUGACAAGUUCACCGAGUUCUUCACUAACAACCGUUGUGUCCGCAAUGCCAUCCAGGCAUUUGGUAACGGCACAGAUGUUGGUGUGUGGCAACCCCAGCCACCCAUUGUGUCCACUCCACCUGACCCUUACACUCCACAGAGAGGACGGGACAGGACAUCCAACGCAUUGGAUGACCCAGCACUCACCAAUGACCUGGACAGUAACUCAGACCAUCUCUACAGCUUCUGUGGAAGUCUCCAGGCUCAGAAACUGAAAAGUAAUGUUACUCUGGAUGUUCUGUGUGUGGAUCCACAGCUGAAUGACCCCAGUAGCUUUAAUGCAAUACCUCGGAGCUCAUCUAGUGCUGUCUGUCUGCUGGACUGGACUGUGCUGCUGCUGUCUCUGGUCUCAGUUCUUCUAACAGCCCCACAGACGUUAUAGCCGCUCACCGAUCACACCUGCUGCUGGACUGCUGCUGCCGCUUCUGUACCAUACAAAAAUGUUGUAUUUUGAGUUUUUUGCCGCAAGUGGUUCUGUGCGCGCUGUGGUGUUUCA
Messenger RNA from Carassius auratus (goldfish), 1669 nucleotides. Its product is annotated as GDNF family receptor alpha-1. Bases 125 to 1555 code for a protein of 476 amino acids. Lineage: Eukaryota; Metazoa; Chordata; Actinopteri; Cypriniformes; Cyprinidae. Gene Ontology annotation, molecular function: signaling receptor activity. Gene Ontology annotation, biological process: nervous system development. Gene Ontology annotation, cellular component: external side of plasma membrane; signaling receptor complex. The record is from RefSeq and is a predicted model, not a curated record. The transcript is spliced from 9 exons.